CUUGGUGUUUCGAAUGUUAUUAUUGUCAGCAAUUUGGAUUGUUUGUAAUGCUCUACAUGUAUCAAAUAUCUGCCAACUGAAUACAGCAUGUUUGAAGUGUUUAGGUCAACAAUUGUUAUUUGUGCCCAAUGCAAUUAUAUCAGCAUGUUAUUAUUAUUGCUUGCUGGUGUCUGGAUGGUAAUGCGAUCACGUCCUGAAAAAUAUUGACAGACUUGCAUAUCAUAUUACCCUAUUGGUCAAAACGCAUGAUUUGAUUGACAGUUGAGAUUGGUCUAUUGAGCCACAUGCAUGUAAUGGUUGCUUGUGCCUGAGUUAUGAUGUUAAUGCAUGGACUUGUUACCUCAUUCCCAGGUUACCACCUACAGGCCCACAAGGCCGUGCUUGCGGCAUGCAGUGCCUACUUCCGCGGACUGUUCACCGACCCGAAGCGGGAAAAGGACAUCAGCAUGGUGGAGAUGCAUGGCGUCAGCGUCACAGGCUUUAAGUCCCUGCUGGAUUUCAUGUACUCUUCCAGCCUCACCCUGAACGCACAGAACAUUUACGACGUCCACAAUGCCGCCACGUUCCUGGGGAUGCAGGAAGCCGCGCAGGUCUGCAUGCAGAUCUUCGACAAGGCCACAAAGGCUGAGAAGGGGGUUGAUGAGGCACCACAGCAGGACAAAGUCCUCUGGGAACCCUCUGCGGACGUGCGGGUGGGUGCCAGAGGCAGCGCGGCGGGAACCCCCAUGCAGUCCCCCUCCCAAUCACCACAGUCGUCACAUUCUUCCAGCAACACCCCGGCACGGUCACCGAUGACAGCGUCGCCACAGUCUGCCGCUACCCCAGGUAGUUCGGACACACCUUUAGAUCUCACAGCCAAGAAAGCCACUCCUACAUCCACACCUGAGCCACAUCCACAACCUCCCACAGCGCCCCUGCCUCCUCCCCCUCCACAGAUCCUACCACGCUUCCCCCCCAACAUGCACAACCCCGGGGAGACCAACAUGAACACCACCCGUGCCUUGCUGCUGAACUCCAGGCAACGCUAUGCCGUACCCGACCCCACCGCGGCCAUGCCUCCGCCACAGGCACAACCCCUGGAGGGAGCCGCCAAGAGAAAGAAGCGCUCGCUCUCUUACGUUGUCAACAACCUUGUCGAAUCCAAAAUCAAGCAGCCAGACGCACCCGCCCACUCCCAUCCCAACAAAAACCAGCUGCCGAUCCAGCAGGUGGAGGUGAAGAACAGUAACUCGUUCACGUACCGUAGCGGGAGCAACGUGGGGAGCAUGAUCGUGACCUCGUCUGCCCCUGCCCCGAUGCCUGUGUCGUCUGGGUCUAACCAGCCGAUAACCAUUCCUCCCAUCAUCAUCAAAGACGUGUUCAGCCUCAACAACAACUACAUCAACACUUCUGCGGGCAGCACCAAAGGGCCGCCCCUGUUCUCCAGCAAACCCCUACCAGCAGGGUUCAACUCCCCACCCACCAGCCUCGGCCCUCCCCCACCACUGACAGGCCAUGGCGGUAUUCCCCAGCCACAGUUCCCUCUCCUCCAAGGGAUGCCGAUCAUGCCCCACCACAUCCCCACAUCCAUCCCCCAGCCAGCACCCGGACAGCCCAGGGGACACAUUCUUCCUCAGAUGGUGGUGCGACCGCCGAUCAGCCAGCCGGCCAUGAGGGGACCCGCACCCCAUCACCCGAGGAGCGCACCCAGACAGGCCUACAAGUUCCACCAGUAUGUCAGACCCCCUCCCCAGGACCAACAGGCCCAGCUGAGGAUGGAAGACGUCCGUGUGCCUCCCCCAGCUCUCACAAAAGACCAGCAGGCUCCCCUACCCCAUCAGAUCAGGAUCCCGCAGGCAGAUGCCCCAGACAGAGGCAGGAUAAAGAUGGACAAAAUGGCUCUCCUAAAACAACUACGUGAGCCUCAACCACCAGCUAAGCCACCCUCCUCGCCAUUUGGUCUGGUCAGCAUCCCCCCUAACCGCCCCCCUGCCGACAUCCCCCCUCAAGAGCCCGGGAAGGAACAAGAGCAGCCAUUCCAAACGGACGAUCAGCAGACACGCUUUUACUUGAACCUUGUGGACUACAGGAACAAGCAUAUGGAGAAGCACCACUCUGCGCAACCUGUCAGUGUGAGUGUCCACUCCCCCCCACAACAGAGUCUUCCCCACAACAGUGCCGAAGCUGCACCUGUUUCCCAAAGUGAGACGUCCCUACCUGCGUACACACCUGCAAUGGUCGACCCCCAUAAUGACGACCCCCGACCUUUGUCCCCGCCAGAAGUUGACCUUUACCAGCCGAAGAUGCAAGGUGCCGAGACGACAGGUGUGACAGAGACAAUCAUCCUCAUGCCGGAAGACUUUCAGAAGAAGAACAAGAGAAGACACCUGUCGAGCACCGAGGAAAGCCCCAAGAAGCCCCGUCACAUUAGUAUGGAGGAAGCUAUGCACGCCUCCUCUGCAGUUUCCAUGGAUGGAAGAGAGGAGGAGUCUGUUGUGUCCAGGCCACGUAGCAUCUGUAGUGACCCAGGUCUUCCCACAGAAGCCAUGAAGAAGACCUACGUGCAAGCCAAUGAAGAUUCUGCUGCCAGUGUGUGUUCAUCUAUGUCAUUUGAUGAGCCCCAAGAAAACAGACUGUCCACUGAUGUUGAUACAGUGCGCUCCAGGCACUCCUCGGAGCCAUCAGAUGUAAACAAAUCCAAGAGGAACUGCAGAGAUCGAUCUGAAGUCUUUGAUCUGAGACCUCAAGAAGAAGACGUUUUCCCUAAGCCUGUAGACAUGUCCCACAAGGGGGAGGAUGGGGAGGACGGGCACGAGGGUGAGGAGGCGGGAGUCACGUCCAUCCAGGAAGGCGACUCCUACAGGUGCAGCACCUGUAACAAGUCCUUCACCAACCACGAUCUGUUCCGUGCCCACGUUCGCGAGGAACACGUCAACCACAAGGUGCACGAGUGCUCGAAGUGCCACGCCACCUUCAAGUACUCGGGGGCGCUGAAGACCCACAUGCGCGUGCACACCGGCGAGAAACCAUUCGCCUGCGACAAAUGCGGGGCCAGGUUCACCCAACUGGGGAACCUCCACCGGCACAAGAAGACUCACGACGGACUGAAACCGUACCAGUGCGGGCUCUGCAACGCCCGCUUCACUCGCCUGGGCAGCGUGCAGGAGCAUCUGAAAAUCCACACGGGGGAAAAGAAGCCCUUCCAGUGCCAGGUGUGCACGGCCGAGUUCACGCGCCACGGGCACCUGCGGAACCACAUGCGGAUCCACAGCGGGGAGCGGCCCUUCUCCUGCACGGUGUGUGGGGCGCAGUUCCGCCACCCGGGCGGCCUGAAGCAGCACAAGAAGAUCCACCAGCGAACGUCGUUCGAAACCAGCCCGCACAUCUGCGAGUCAUGCGGCGCCCUCUUCACGCGUCUAGGUGACCUCCGAACCCAUCGCAAGCUGCACGACGGCGGCAAGGCCACGCAAGAAGAACUGGAUGGGGACAUGUCGGACUAAGAAUGUAUAUCCAGAUGUGCUAAAAGCCAGUGCAACGUGCACAAUGUUAUUUUGCUAAAUGCCCAACCCAUUGGACCACAAACAAUAAUCGGACAAUCAAAUCUCUACAAUAGUACAAUUCUAUUGUUAUUCUUUUUGCUGCAUUGUGUUUUGUUUUAAAUGAAUUGUGUGUUUAAGAAAUGUGGUGAUUGUGAUCCUUAGAGGUGUUCAUGGUUAAAACUUGCUUAUAGCAUGGAAUUGAAAAUGUAUUGUAUUCAGAGCUAUGAAAUUUAUCUAAUAGUUGUAUACAGAUUGGACCAAAUAUUUCUUACAGAGUUUUAUAAAUGGGAUUUCUAGUAUUGUAUUUUGCUCCCGGAGUCUUCCUUAAGCAUAUGUUGUAAUGUAGAAUCACAGUGGAGGCAAACAAUUCAUUUUUAGUGGAUACU
Branchiostoma floridae (Florida lancelet) is the source of this 3904-nucleotide messenger RNA. Its product is annotated as B-cell lymphoma 6 protein-like. Gene Ontology annotation, biological process: regulation of transcription by RNA polymerase II. Bases 315 to 3479 code for a protein of 1054 amino acids. The transcript has a single exon. Lineage: Eukaryota; Metazoa; Chordata; Leptocardii; Amphioxiformes; Branchiostomatidae. Gene Ontology annotation, molecular function: RNA polymerase II cis-regulatory region sequence-specific DNA binding; DNA-binding transcription factor activity, RNA polymerase II-specific; protein binding. The record is from RefSeq and is a predicted model, not a curated record.